AUGCCUCAAUUAAUACCUUUUUUCUUUUUUAAUCAAAUAUUAUUUUCAUUUGCAGUAUUAUUUGCAAUAGUAUAUAUUUUCUCUAAAUAUAUCUUACCACAAUUUACAUUUCAACAAGUAAUUAGAUUAUAUAUAACUAAAUUAAGUAAAAAAAUAUAA
Messenger RNA from Coprinopsis cinerea okayama7#130, 159 nucleotides. Lineage: Eukaryota; Fungi; Basidiomycota; Agaricomycetes; Agaricales; Psathyrellaceae. The record is from the annotation of a RefSeq genome assembly.